AUGACAGGCUUCGACUUCUCCAACUACAACCGUAACGCGGCUCUUCACGCCAGGGGCGUUCCCCUCCCCAAAGCCACCAGUACCGGUACUACAAUUGUGGGAUGCAUUUACGAUAAUGGCGUUGUGAUUGCGGCAGAUACCAGAGCCACCAGUGGACCCAUAGUAGCAGAUAAGAACUGUGAGAAGCUUCACUACAUCGCCCCGAAGAUCUGGUGUGCUGGUGCCGGUACAGCCGCCGAUACCGAGUUCACCACCGCCCUGAUCAGCUCAAACGUCGAACUGCACUCCCUAUCGACAGGUCGCGACCCCCGUGUGAUUACCUGCAUGACGAUGCUUAAGCAGCACCUCUUCCGGUACCAAGGUCACAUCGGUGCCUACCUGGUUGUUGCAGGUGUUGACCCCACAGGUGUUGGUCUUUACACUGUACAUGCACACGGCUCCACAGAUAAGUUGCCAUACGUGACCAUGGGAUCCGGAUCGUUGGCAGCGAUGUCUGUCUUUGAGUCGAUGUGGCAACCGGAUUUGGACAAGGAUGGUGCUGUGAAAUUGUGUGCUGAGGCCAUCAAGGCUGGUAUCUUCAACGAUCUGGGCUCUGGUAGCAAUGUUGAUGUCUGCGUCAUUGAAAAGGACAAGCCAACUCAGUUGAUGCGCAAUUAUGAGAAGCCCAACGAGCGUGGACAGAAGGAGCGGAACUACCGUUUCCCACGUGGUACUACUGCUUGGUUGAACCAGAAGGUUAUCAGCAAGGAAGAUAUGAAGAGAUAUGUUACUAUUGAGACGCUUUCUGGUGACAGCAACCUCGCGGAGAAGAUGGAGGUGGACAGCUAG
Penicillium malachiteum is the source of this 828-nucleotide messenger RNA. It is a transcript of the gene pup1, whose product is annotated as proteasome core particle subunit beta 2. Gene Ontology annotation, cellular component: proteasome core complex. The coding region runs from base 1 to 828 and encodes 275 amino acids. Gene Ontology annotation, molecular function: threonine-type endopeptidase activity. The transcript has 3 exons. The record is from RefSeq and is a predicted model, not a curated record. Lineage: Eukaryota; Fungi; Ascomycota; Eurotiomycetes; Eurotiales; Aspergillaceae.